AUGCCUCGAUCAAUGUCCCAGGUCCACCAGUCCAUCGAGGGCAGUAGUUCGCCCGACCCGCUCACAAACUCCUCAGAGUCUGGCAAUACACUGCACUCAAUAUUGCGACCGAAGCGCAGAUUGUCGUCCCCGCGCAAGACUCCUCUCAGCACCAGAAAUGCCAACAGUCAGAUGCCGGCAAGCUCACCAGCGCAUUCGUACCUGGCCCCGAACUCACCAUCUAAAGCCAUUACAGAGCAGACUCUGAGUCCAUGGAAGAUUCGUGUCACGGUCGAAGCAGAGCCCGAAGACGGCGACGACCGCGCACAGAUCUCUACACGAACAUAUCAUGUGCCGCUCAAGCCGUGUUCCUCUCCAACUGAAACGAAUGCGGUGCGUGGGAGAGGCAAGCAAGCGCAGUCUUCACCUGCUAGGAAGAAACGAAGCGGCACACCUGUUCGUGGGGCGCGGAAUCGGCGAAAGAGUGUAACAGACCUCAAUAUCACAGUCCUUGGAGACGAUGAGGAUGAGGAUGAAUGGUCGCCAAAUAAGAAGUCGUCAGCGAAGACUCAUGGACGCUCGCGAUCUGCCUCGCCUAGGAAAACGCAAACAAAAUCCCGCGAAAGUACACCGGUGGUGGAGAAUGUAGACGUGCAUGACCCGGGAAGCUCGCUCCCUCCUAAUGAACCGGACUUGUCCAGUGUACGGGAGAUUGAUCUCGAUCGAGUGUCCGUCAGAGCACGUUCAUACUCGACUAGAAAGAAGGAGACAGCCAGCCCAGAUCCACAGACGUCCACAAAGCCUAGACCACAAGGUCGGAUGAAGGCGACAAGAGACUUUUCCAACACCGGCGCUAUAAGCUAUCCGACCCCUUCGCCAACGCCCUCAGCUCCUGGAGAAGAGGCUGACGUAGAUGGCGAGUCUAUGGAAGGAGACGUUGGAUAUGACACAAUCAUUGAGAGUGAAGGAUUCACCAUGAUUGACCUCGACUCUAUUCCAUCUGCACGGCAGUUUCUCAGCAGCCCUGACGAGCCAUCUCAAUCCGACGCGGCGGUCCGAAAAUCGCAUGACCGCGCUAGACAGUCGAUUGGGGAGGUCGAGGCAAUCCCGCAGCGGAAACAAGCGACACCAUUGUCAGCUCGCCUGAGGACAGCAUUCGAAGAUACAGAACUCUCAUCAAAUGUCGCUUCAUCACCACCGUCAGACAAUAACUUCCUCCAAGUACAGUCUCAUCGCCCUACUAAUCUCCGAAAAGUCACACCUGACGUCUAUUCUUCGCCAAAGCUACCCUCGCCACCCAGACAGUCGAAGAAGGAUGUUUCCCCGGGAGCAGAUACCUUGCCUCCAAGGCGAGUGGUCAAAGCUGGCAAAGCCCUUUGUGGUGCGCUUGCUGAUCCAGAGAUGGUUGAUGAGAACCUUCAGCAGACCCCUAGCUCGACUAAAGACGGCUUUCUUCAUGGUUUCAGUUCCGGCACAAAGCGCGAGCUCCGCGCUGGUCUCAGAUUCGGCGAAGAGCUGGCAAAGAAAUCCAGUACUGAUGUGCCAGCCACGAAUGUUGAAUCGCGCACAUCGCAGACAAAUACGACACAGGGAACCCAAGUGUGGCGUGGCGAAACAGUUGUUCAGCAUAGUCCGGUUGUGACAGACCUUGCGUCACAGACAAAGGACAGGCACAACGUUCCCAGCUCAGUUGCGAAACUGUCCAAGUCGCCGUUGUCCAAUACCCAAUUGAAGUGUCCGGAACUCGCAGACUACACGACCGAAACGCGGCAGCAAACACCUCAGAGCAAAUCCCAGGAGAGCAACCCGCAACUACAGACCUCGAGAGAACGGCGACUUGAACAUGAAUGGCAGCUGGAGCGCGAGGCUGUCUCGCAGCAAAUCGAUCGUGCUACCCCUAGCAAGGUCAUUGUCAUCGACUCCUCUGAUGAUGAGGCCGACGUAUGCCAAGACAAUGUUAGGAGCCAAGAUCAAGCAGAUGAGCAGCUUCCAGUACCAGUUUCAGAAGAUCAUGAAGAAGGACGACGAGGAGGGCGCGAGACAUGGGCGCAGGGCCAUGGCCCUUCACGACCAGAUCGUGCAGGCAGUCAAAAGCGAGAGCAACUUGACGAAACCCAACCUGUAUCUACUCAAAGAAUACCAGAGGCAAAUCGAGAAGAUUCAGAAGUGGAUAUCGUGGAGGACGAAGAUCUAGUUGCCGAUGAGACUGACAUCUGGCUUCUUGAGGCGAAAGAGGGCUCCAGCUCACCACGGGAGGAGCAUCAGCAGGCGUUGAGCAAGCCAAGACGCAGCUUGAUACCCAGUCCAUGGAAGAGAGGCGACGAUGUAGCUGAGGCGAGUACAAUGCUGUCGAAUGGCGAUCUCAGCGGUAUGCUAUGGCAACAACCCGUGGAAAACCGAUUCGGCGCCGGUGAGCUUGCCCGACAGACCCAACGCAUCAGCAAAGGCAAGUUCGACCUUGAUCGCAUGCUUUCCAGCCCUGUUAAGUUAGCGACCGUUGGACGGAGGAACCUUCAACUCCGAAGAGCUGAUGAGCAACUGUCGUCUGAUCCUGGCUCUACUUCAGAAUCUGCCGAGAGUAUCCUUGCUGAGGAUCUGGAAGAGUCUGUAUCCCAUUCGUCAAUGGCAAGCUCACCACCGCAACCUCGAACGAUUCCAGUCAACUUCAACGAUUCAACAAUCGCGAAUGAGGAUGUCACGCCUCCGCCACUCUACAGGUCUUCACAAACGAGUAGUGAUGAACCACGGCCCCCAACGCCUCGUUCUGCCCUCAAAGGAGGACGAGUCAGUGCUGGGCUAGAGGAUCCAGAAACGUCGCCAAUGAAACGUGUUAUCUUCAACGAAAGAUCGAGGUAUCUGAGGGAAGAUGGUGACGAAAGCACCAUGAGCGCCAAUUUGGACAGCCCUCCUGCCUUGCCCGCCCAACCCUACCAUGCUUCUUUGCCAGAAGAAGAGAUAUCUGAAGAAGUGGUCGCCGAGAAGACACCCAAGGCGACAGAAAAGAAUAGUAGCUGGGCUAGCUGGCUAUGGCGAGGCAAGGUUGACAGCAGCAGUAGCGGUGCUAGCAGCCAACCUACUUCGGAUGCUACUCCCACUAUUCAAGAGUCCAGCAAAGUUGAAGAAGAGCUCAAAGCGGAAGAGGAGGAAGAGGAAGCUGAGUGGGUUUCGACCAAGACGACACUUUCCUCAGGCGUGCGAGUGCACGAAACUUCAACCAAGCCACUUAAAGCCCGUGUCUCGAAACCUCCUUCCUACCUUCUACCACCAUCAUAUCCCUCGCUAGGGCGGACACAAUACGGCCGAUCCCAUGCCGCGCCGCCUCUCGCCACCUCCGGCCACUUUACCAACGCCCACUUCCGCGUCCUCCACAUUAUUCACGGCAAGUCUCUGCGGCCCCGCUUCCACGCGCCCAAGACGGUGCGCCCGGAAAUCCAAGCAUUGCGCGGCAUGAAACUCACCGUGGACGAGACCGAGGCCGGCAUGGACGUCUUUGAGUGGACGGUGGGCGUGGAAGAGUGUCUCGUCCUGGAACGCUUCAUGCAGGAGAUCGAGUGGGGCUGGGUGCAGCACUGGUACCAGGGCAAAGCCGUGGAAGCAUUGAAAGCCAAGGUCGCGAAGGGCGAGGCCGAGGCCGAAGCAGCAGAGGGAGAGGACUUGUGGACGGCGGAAAUGCGCAAGGUGGGCUGGGUGUGGAAGCCGGAGGAAAUCGCGAAGCAUUUGGGCAUGGUGGUCAUUGGGGAGGUGGUGAGGCGGGAGGAGAUGGAGAUGGAGAGGGUGGCGAAUCAGGCGAUGAAGAGGGAGGCUUGA
Cyphellophora europaea CBS 101466 is the source of this 3786-nucleotide messenger RNA. RefSeq lists its product as uncharacterized. The record is from RefSeq and is a predicted model, not a curated record. The transcript has a single exon. Bases 1 to 3786 code for a protein of 1261 amino acids. Lineage: Eukaryota; Fungi; Ascomycota; Eurotiomycetes; Chaetothyriales; Cyphellophoraceae.